Molecule: messenger RNA, 804 nt
Organism: Diabrotica virgifera virgifera (western corn rootworm)
Lineage: Eukaryota; Metazoa; Arthropoda; Insecta; Coleoptera; Chrysomelidae
Exons: 2
Coding region: 158-727 (189 amino acids)
Source: RefSeq, a predicted model, not a curated record
AUACAGGUGCCUGCAAACGGAUAUGAUAUUAUACCAAUAACAGGUUGAAAUAAGUACUAAGUGAGUAACAUUUUGUCAUUGUUGGUGUAUUCAUCGUGGUCUCAUUUAUUGUCACUGUUUUAUUUAUUGUUUAUUGUUGUUCUUUUCUAUAUAUAAAAUGUCUGGUGUACCAUGUACAAUUUUGGUAUCCAUAGAAGAUAGAUUAAAUUUCCCCACGAAAAUGGCUCUAGUAGUCAUAAGGCAGCUAUUCAGAUAUGGUUUAAGAAGCAUAUCUCUCCGGAAUGAUAGAAUCUUAAUAGACUUAGUAUAUACCCCAAAGUCCACAACGCUGUCGAGAAAAUUUGGUAACUUACCAGUAAAAUAUAUCCGUAUGCAAAUAAAUGAUUCUAAUGAGAUAGGAUUGUUUGAAAAAGCAAUGAAGAGAUACUACUUUGACUUAGAGGAGGAGACAGAAGCUCUUCCUCCUCCUCCUACUACUACUCCUUCUAUUAAAUCAAUUCAGAAGGAACCUUUAAAGAAAAAAUUGAAGAGGAGAGUAACACAGCAUGUUGAGUCCAUUGAUCUUGAUCAAAAUUCACAAGUGUGGUCAUUUGAUGAACACAUUAUAGAUGAUGAUGAUGAUAAAGAAGAUCAUACCAGAAGAGCGACAAUAAGUGAGACCAGAAAUGACUACGGCGACGACGAUGACGAUGACUACACCACCACAUUGAUACCUCCUACGGAGUAAUUUUGUAUUAAUAUAUAUAUAUAUAUAUAUAUAUAUAUAUAUAUAUAUAUAUAUAUAUAUAUAUAUAUAUAUAACUG